Molecule: messenger RNA, 3266 nt
Organism: Alosa alosa (allis shad)
Lineage: Eukaryota; Metazoa; Chordata; Actinopteri; Clupeiformes; Clupeidae
Product: afadin- and alpha-actinin-binding protein
Exons: 14
Coding region: 1695-3041 (448 amino acids)
Source: RefSeq, a predicted model, not a curated record
UUGCAACAUGGCCGCCGAGUGGAGGGACUUGCCUAAAAGGACUUUAGUUGAACAUAACUCUACUCUGACGCACUUGGCACCAGUGAGCAGUACGGAUCGGUGCCUGAUCAGAUUCAGUCUCAAUCCUCACUCUUAACAGGUUAGGGAAGGGAGCCAGUGCAGCCAGCAUGCCAACACUCCAGAGCACAGCAUUUCUUUGACCGCUUUAAGCCAGGCAGGUACAUAGGAAAUCGUAAUUGGUGACUCGCACUACUACACGUUAAAGUCAGACACGAUUUCUGUGCUUACACUGGAAGGCAGCUGAGGGAAAAAUCUGGCAUGCCAGAAAUUCAAUCGGAUCGGUUGGUUGUUGAGCCUACACGUAAUUAGGCCUACACGAGUUCUCGGGUUAGGUUAAGGAUGGCAUAGACUAGGCCUACUUUAUUAUUGAGCUCUGUAACAAAGUCAACAGAUAAUUUAUUUGGGGAAAGACCAUUUUAAAGGCAAGUUAUGUCAAGGAUGUCAUGCGAUGUGCUCUUAUGAACCCUGAAGAGAAAAACUGCUGUGGUGUCACACUGCCCAGGGUAAAUCUAAACUGGUCAAAAACAGCCCAUUGUGAAUCUGAACUGAUCUAAAACUGCCCAGGGUGAAUCUAAACUGGUCUAAAACUGCCCAGGGCAGUUCUGAAUUUGUCUAAAACUGCCCAGGGUGAAUCUAAACUGGUCUAUAACUGCGGAGGGUGGCUCUGCAGACAGAUGAGGGUCUUUAGGGCAAUGCGAGGAGAGGACUGGGGCACCUCACUUUCUUGGCCAAGAGUUGGCUUUAUUUGGAUCUCCAAGGAACACUGCAGCUCAGGUGUUUUGGUCCAGUGCAUACAACUGGUGCACAGAGCAGAGCCAAUGUGUUGUAGCCCUAGCACUCAGAAAAAAAAGGUUGUGUGUCUCAACCGAGCACUGUCUGAUCUCAUUAAAUUCUAUUAGGAUCAAUACAUCUUGUAAACAAUCUGCUAUUGCACAAUAUGAGAAUAUGCAGAUGAACCUUAUAGGCCUGCUCGGAGUACACAUCACCAGGCUGACAUGACUAUAAUCUGAUUUCCUUCACGCCCCCCCCUCUCAAAUAAAUAGGCUACAGUCUCACUUUCAAAUCUGAGCCAUCGAGUUAAGCAUGUCUGAACAGGUCCGACAAAACAAACAAAUCAGAAUUGAAGAAUGAGUCUUGCUUCCAACAUCAGGCCAACAUUUACGCUGUCAUCACAUACAGAGAAACCUUAUUGAACCGUAUAACAUUCCAGGGACUCAACUCAUCUGUUUUAAGAGCCAACUAACAAUGCAGAGAUGUUGAUUGGCUGAUACCUGCUUCUGAGUAGGGGAGAUCACGUAUCCGGUAAACAGAAGAUUAAAGGGGUAGUGAUGAUUAAUUAACAUGGCUAUGAUACACCUGUGUCUUAUUUGGAGUGGGACAGCAGGGGAAAAAGCACACAGAAUGACUAAAUUGUUAACUGUCUGAUUAAUUGAUUAGCUGAUUGAUUGAUGGAGGUACACUCAUGAUUGACACCUGUGUGCAUGAAUCAGUGGUAGAACAGCGUAGUUGCACUUGGAUGAACCCGCAUCAGCAUUUCCACACAAAUCUGAGCAGGUGGCUUUGCGUUCAGUUUGAAGCUUGAAGACGAGGAGCUCAACGCUGACAUACAAGAUCCUGUAUUCUGAUUGGUGCAGAUGGCUCACAGACAGGUGCGCAGACUACCUCUGACACGCAGAGUGCCACAGGAUGCUUCAGAGCUGGCCAGUGUGUGUCCCCAGACCAGCCCUCCGGUCAACGAGGCGUCCCAGAGCGCCCUCAUGUCCUCUCACAGAGACCGCACGGCCUCGCUCAGGGAGCAGCUUGUUGAGAGGGACCAGCAUGUGGCCCGACUCCAGGAUGCGCUGAAGAGGGAGAGGGAGAAGUGUGGGCGACUGCAGUCUCGGUGUGGCCAGCAGGUGGCAGAGCUGAGGCGCAGAGAGUUGCAGAACAACAGGCUGAAGGAGAGGCUCCUCACAGACAAACACAAAGACAAGGGACCCGCCAUGGAGAUGCUCAAUGCCCUGCCCAAGUCUCUAGCCAAGAAAGACCACGCUCCCAGGGGCACACGCUCUGAAGGAAGAAGGGAGGAGGAGGCGCUGCGUUUGAUCCUGGAGAGAAGGGAGGCCGAGCUUAGGGAAGCCAUGAAGCUUCGGCACGCCAUCACCACACUUCUGCACACGCUCAGAACAGACAUGGAACAGACCCUCCAUGUCCUCUUGAGUGACAAGCAGGUGGAGCCAGACAGUCAGAGGCUGGUCCAAUCAGAGGUGGUGCUGGGUGAUCAUGUGACUGGGGGUGUGGUCAAAGAAUGGGUCAGGGUCCAGAAGGUGCUUAAAGAGAUUCAUGCGCAAGGUGGUUGUGCAGGGGCCACAGACCAGGAGAAGCAGAUAGUUCAGCUGGAGAGGGAACUAGAGGAGAGCCAGCAGCUAGUCAGACUACAGCAGCAGCUACUGCAGGACAGCGUGACCCCGGCUCUCCCCGCCCCCCUCAUAGACUCCUAUUACCUGGAGGAGUGGGAGCGGCUUCAGGACCAGAGGGUGGAGCUUGACAGACAGAGGCGGAGCUUCGAGAGGGAGAGGCAGGCCUUUACAGACGCUGCCAUCCGAUUGGGCCAUGAGAGGUGCCAGUUUGAGCAGCAGAAGGCGUCUCUGGUGUGGCAGCAGUACCUGUUCAACUCUCCCCCUGUGAAGCUCUCCGCGCACCACAGCAGGAGGGUCAGCCCUGCCAUCAAGAUCUAUCUUGCGGACGAUCCGCUGCCCAACUCCCCAGACUCGCUCUGCCCAGCCACCCCCUCCUCCACGGCCUCAGACCAGAGCCCGGGGUCACCAGGUCACCAAGAGGUCACGACCCCCAGCACCCCUGAGCUCUACUCCGCCCUCAGGCUACCCUAUCCCCGCAGGUCUGCGGGUACUCCCUCGCCCACUGCGUGCUGGCGGGGAGGAGGUGGAACAGAGAGAUCCUACCGCGCUCCCCGUAGACGCGACCACGACUACUCAUUUUAACACGCAUACAUCGCCAUGCACACACUACACAUAUGCCAACACACACUUUACUAGACAAAAUGUUCAGAUAAAACACACAUAAGAAAACUGCACUUUACAACUCAACACGCACUGCUCAUGCUUCUAAUGUAGGGCUUCUUGCGUAUUUUUGAUAUCAUUGACAUAAAAUCAUUUGUCAUCUGGUAUAUCUUAAGUGUUUGUGCUAAUAAACAAUUUUCCAUACUC